AUGGAAAUUGACCAAUAUAGCCCUCGCCCUAACGUUAAACAUCGCCUCCAUCUACACACAACGCCUCCGAAUCGAGUUUUGUUGCUUGCGUUCUCUUCCAUCGCUGCUGCUUCUGUUGUCGAGCCAUCCCUUCCCUGCUCGCCGCCGGUAUCCCUCUCGUCUCCACCGGCCGGAGAUCGUCGCAGCCCAAAAGGUAUCGCGAAUGGGCUAUUUUUAAUCAAAAACUUCAGUCAACCCGCAAAACAAACACAAGAACACGAAGAAGAAGAAAUAGAAAUCGACCAAAAACGUCUCCCAACCGAUUACGACCCCACAACAUUCGAUCCAACCGAACACCGGAGCCCACCAACAGACCGUGUUUGGAGACUCGUGGACGAGAUGUCAUCACUCACAUUACUCGAAGUGGCCGAACUCUCUUCAAUUAUGAUGAAAAAAAUGGGCAUGAAAGAGCCGCCGGUGGUGGCGGUGAUGAAACCGGGUGCCGCCGGUUUGGCCGCCGCGGGAUCUGGCGGUGGGCAGGCGGCGGCUAAGGAGGAGGUGAAGCCGGAAAAGUCGGUUUUUGAAUUGAAGUUGGAGUCGUUUGAAGCGGCUUCGAAGAUUAAGAUUAUUAAGGAGGUUAGGAGUUGUACGGAUUUAGGGCUUAAGGAAGCGAAAGAGUUGGUUGAAAAGGCACCGGUUGUGUUUAAGAAAGGGGUGAGUAAAGAAGAAUGUGAGCAAAUAAUUGAGAAAAUGAAAGGUGUUGGUGCUAAAGUUGUUAUGGAGUAG
This is a messenger RNA of Lactuca saligna, 765 nucleotides long. Lineage: Eukaryota; Viridiplantae; Streptophyta; Magnoliopsida; Asterales; Asteraceae. The record is from the annotation of a GenBank genome assembly.